Messenger RNA from Lactuca sativa (garden lettuce), 528 nucleotides. The record is from RefSeq and is a predicted model, not a curated record. Lineage: Eukaryota; Viridiplantae; Streptophyta; Magnoliopsida; Asterales; Asteraceae.
AUGAAUCCAAAUUUCGUCUUAAAUCUUAAUGAUUCUCAAGAUUAUCAAAACUUUCAAAGUUAUGAAACCUCACAGUUUUUCGCAAAUCCCAAUCAAUUUCCCAUCAAUGAAAAUGUUCAAACCUCACAAAAUACCAGAAAAAAUCCAAGAGGUGAUAAAUGGGAUGCUGAUGAAGAUAUCGCUUUAAUGUCAGCAUAUUGUAUCGUUAGUGAAGAUGAGAGACGUGGAAAAAAACAAAAGAAAACAUCAAUAUGGGCACAAGUGAAGGAGCUAUAUGAUGCAAAUCAGGCAGAAAACCUAGGAAAGAUUGGUAACAGGAACAUAUCUCAAAUGAAAGGUCGUUAUAAACGACUUAAUGAAAGUGUCAGCAAAUGGGUUGGUGUUUACCCAGAAGCAUAUCGAAAAAGAAGAAGUGCAAUGACUAUGAAAGAUUUUGAGAACGAAGCUCAUAAAUUGUAUGAGACAAGUGGAGGCAAGUUCAAUGACACAAUUGUUUUUAAUCAGGUUAUGUGUAAACAUCGAAAAUGA